AUGGACUCGAGGCGACACCAGGGCGGUCGACGUUUCGACAAUGGCGGACGCAGAUUCCGACGCGGUGGAGGACGUGGAUCGGGCCCCAUGUGGUUCAAAGGCGAGGGCUACAACGACCACGAAAGCGUGUGUAUCGCCGAGGAAGUGGCGGGCAUUUCGGGCUUCCUGACUCCAGCCCAACGAGGCUUCAAGGGCGUCGUUAAGCAACGCUUCGCCGACUUCGUGGUGCACGAAUUAUCACAGCGCACUAAGCAGCCAAUCACGCUGCAGAAUGUGGCCAAGAAGGGCAAAACUGCUCAGCUUGCUUUCCAGGAGCGCGUCUUGGACUUCGUGCUGGGCCUCAUCGGUUCGGUACGUCAGCUGGCGCGUAAGCUGCAACAGACGUCGACGAAGCAGCAGAAGCUGGUCCAGGUAGCUCAAGAGGCCUAUCACUUGAAGCAACUGGUGAUACUGGUGACUCAAGAGAUUGGCGCCAAAAAGGGCAAAGAAUUUGAGCAGUUUUUGGAGAAAGUGGAGCUCGCACGUGUCGAGUUUGAGGCCAAGGCGAAGGAGGUGGGAGAGCAGGCAGCCACUAAUGCUGCUCUAGCGGCUGCGGACGGACUGUCAUUCUACCUCGGAGGAUUAAAUGAAAAGGCGGACCGGGUGUUUAUCCACGAGACCAUGAGACGCUACGGCAAGAGCAGAAUUGUGGCCGACACGUUGAAUAUUGGAAGCGAUACGGCCGUGAUCCGUGUGAGACCGCACUUUGCAGUGAAGUUGCUGCCAGGAGAACGCGACAGCAGGAGGGACUGGCCUGUCGGACAACGUAAGUGUGUUGGUCCGGACUAUCUGCAGCUCACGCUGUACAAGCGAAAUAAGGACACGUCGGCUGUGAUUAACCAGCUCGCGUCCGUGUUGAAGAUUUCUCCAGCGCUUUUCUCCUUCGCUGAUGUCAAGGACAAGCGUGGAAUUACGACUCAGCUCUGCACGGUGUACCGUGUGCCGAAGGAUCGCGCCCAGGUUGCGUUUCGACCCGGUGGUACGAAGAAGCUGGAAGACCAGCAAUAUCUCGUCGGCGACUUGCGCUACGUCUCUCGGAAACUCGAGCUGGGUGACUGCGCCGGCAACCGCAUCGCGAUGGUGAUCCGCUCCUGGGAGAGACGAGGCUUCAUUAACUUUUACGGACUCCACCGCUUCGGUAACGCCAGCACGUCGUAUCAUCUGCUUGGCCGUGCGAUGCUGCGUAAGGACUAUAAACUGGCAGUGUUGCUGUUGCUUCGUCCCCAGGAGGGGGAAGCUAGCAAGAUCCGGGCAGCAAGAGAACAUUUCCGCAAGCACAAGGAUGUGGCUGCUGCGCUACGUAUGCUUCCACCCUUUUUGGUGCCAGAGCGAGCGGUUCUCGAGGGCCAUCAGCAGCAUGGGAUUGAUGCGCACGAAUUGGCGUUCAAUAACAUCCCGAAGCCUCUGCGUGUAUCUUACAUCGAGACGUACCAGAACUUUGUAUGGAAUGAGAUGGCGAGUAUGCGCGUGGCUAAGUUCUCGUCGACGUCGGCUGUUGUUGGCGACCUCGUGCUUCCUGCAAGGAAACGUAUGAGGACUGGGAAAACCACGAGGAGGCAACUGAUGCAGGAAGUUAUGGAACUUACAGAAGCCAAUGCGAGUCAGUACUCGAUCGAGGAUGUUGUGUUGCCGCUACCAGGACACGCUGUCAAGUAUCCCACCAAUGAAGUCGGUGCUGCCUAUAGAAAGAUGCUCACGACGGACGGCAUCGACCUGAACGCUCACUUUGGACCUGAUGGAAGUCAGUUGUAUGUACUGGAUGGAUCGUACCGCCACUUGGUGAAGAAGCCCACACGCGUUUCAUUCCAAUUGGAGCGCUACGCAGACCCGACGAAGCCGUUGAUCCCAAACGACGAAUCGCAUCGCGCAAUGAUUCUUGAAUUCGAUCUGGACUACGGCUGUGACGCCACGAUCGCUAUUCGCGAGCUGAUGAAGCAGAGCAGCAGUGCGCACGUGAAUUGGCAGACUCCGAAUGUUGAUGCACCUGGCAGUGAAGCGGCCAAAUCCGGGAGUGGCUCCACUGCCGCUGACUCUGCAUCCAGUGGUUCUAGAGCUGGACAGGCGAAGAAGGCUGACACACGCAAGGUCAUCAAAGCUCAGAAAAAGACGCAAGUGGCUAUCGGUCGUCCAGGUUUUAGCCUUGGUAGGUCAUAA
Messenger RNA from Phytophthora infestans T30-4, 2193 nucleotides. RefSeq names its product pseudouridylate synthase, putative. Gene Ontology annotation, cellular component: nucleus. Gene Ontology annotation, molecular function: RNA binding; pseudouridine synthase activity. Gene Ontology annotation, biological process: pseudouridine synthesis. Lineage: Eukaryota; Oomycota; Peronosporomycetes; Peronosporales; Peronosporaceae. The transcript has 6 exons. Bases 1 to 2193 code for a protein of 730 amino acids. The record is from RefSeq and is a predicted model, not a curated record.